Molecule: messenger RNA, 1759 nt
Organism: Xenopus tropicalis (tropical clawed frog)
Lineage: Eukaryota; Metazoa; Chordata; Amphibia; Anura; Pipidae
Gene: b3gnt4
Product: UDP-GlcNAc:betaGal beta-1,3-N-acetylglucosaminyltransferase 4
Exons: 2
Coding region: 337-1428 (363 amino acids)
Biological process (GO): glycoprotein biosynthetic process; carbohydrate derivative metabolic process
Cellular component (GO): Golgi membrane; membrane
Molecular function (GO): hexosyltransferase activity; acetylglucosaminyltransferase activity
Source: RefSeq, a predicted model, not a curated record
CGCACUGAACUGACCGCUACUGAGAGGGGCCGGGCACUGACAGUAGAACUGUUUAGGCGCCUUCCCCCAUCCCAUCACCAUUUGUGCAUCGCUCCGGACUACACUCUUCCAAACAAACUGGAAAUUUUGGCGCUAAUUAGUAAAUGAUGGAAAUCUAACCACGGACUACUAUUCGCUACUAUUCGCUCCCCCCACCCCGCAAUUGCGGCGUCGGCUUCUUAUGCAGAAAAUCCUCUAAUUGCUGCGAUGUGUGCAUCUGUGCUGUGGUACCAGAAGGAGGCAAUGAGGAAAAGCCUUUAGAAAGCAGAAUCAUCAAACAGAUUGAAAUCAUUUGAGAUGUUUCCACGGUUAAAAACUCUUAUGCUCUAUGUCCUUUCCUUGUUAUUGUUUGGACUUCUUAUGUACUUGCACAAAGAGACCAAGUCAACCAUAAAUUCUGUGACACCUAUGAAGGAGGAUACCCCAGAGGAACAACCCCCUUUCUGGGAUGCCACUCCAUUAACAUUCCCCAGGUGUCACUCAAAGCCAUUAAACCUCAGCACUUUAGUACCUCUUCCUGAGCCUCACCGCUUGUUCCUAAUGUAUAAGCAUUGCAGGAACUUUUCAACUCUGCUGAAGCCAAGUAAAUGUGAGAAAGACACUUUUUUAUUACUGGCCAUCAAGUCUUUACCUAUCAACAUAGAGAGGCGCAUUGCAAUUAGGAAUACGUGGGGGAAGCAGCAGGACAUUCAGAGCAAGAAGAUUAAGCUGCUUUUCCUGCUUGGCAAGACAGAUUCUACUUUACCAGCUAAAUCACUCCGUCAGCUGUUGUCUUAUGAAAGUAUAGAAUUUAAAGACCUAAUCCAGUGGGAUUUUGUGGACAACUUUUUCAACCUUACACUAAAGGAAAUUCAUUUACUAAGGUGGUUGAACAAGGAAUGCUCGCAUGCCAAGUUCGUGCUGAAGGGGGAUGAUGAUGUUUUUAUUAACACGUUCAACAUAGUUGAGUUUCUCGAUGGUCUGAACCCAGAUAAAGACCUCUUUGUUGGCGAUGUGAUUACUAAUGCUGUUCCCAUCAGGAACACAAAAGUAAAAUAUUUCAUCCCUCAUUCUAUGUAUAGUGCACCUCACUAUCCUUUGUAUGCUGGGGGAGGUGGCUAUGUCAUGUCAAGAAAGACGACCAAAGGCUUGCUCAGUUCUGCCGAAACCACUGACCUUUUCCCCAUUGAUGAUGUGUUUGUGGGGAUGUGCCUCGAAAAAAUCAAUGUAAAACCACAAUUUCAUGCAGGUUUCAAAACCUUUGGAAUCCAGAGACCAGGGAAUCCUUUUGAUCCAUGUUUAUACAAAGGUCUGAUGGUUGUUCACAAACUAAACCCUACGGACAUGUGGAUCAUGUGGUCCUUGGUGAAAGAUGAAGAACUGCGUUGUGCAUCUAAAAGCUUCUUGUGAAAAAUUAUUUACGUCAUUAAGAUUUGUGCUUAAACAGGAACAAUGCAGCCCAUAGUAAAAUUCUUAUAAAAGCUAAAAUACCAAUAUGUACUUUUUUAUAUUUUUGGCUAUAAUCUGGCAGAAAGGCAAUAUUAGGCACAAACACACUUAUUCUGGAGUGGGCUCUGUGGUAUUGUGACUUUGAGCACAAUCUUGUUGGCAGGUGGUAUCUACCUUGGUAAAAUGUUUCCACAAUAUAGGAAGUUAUGGAUAAUUCUCAUACAUUCCAAAGAAAGUAUGCACACAUUGUAUUUCUGUUGAGCAUAAAACUCACUUUGGUGCUCUUCUCUAA